UAACGUUUAUCGAUACACACAUCCAAGGUAAACUCCCAUAAAGCGUAAAAACCAAAAGAUACUUUUCCUGCCCAGCAACCGUACGCAAAACCAAGUACUUCUAUCUACCGUGUAACAUGAAUAGUGCUUGUUUUCGUAACCAUACAUACAAUAUUUUAUUGCUGGUUUUGGUGGUAAAUUUGCAUUGUUAACGGCCGCGGCCAGACGUGCCCCGCUUCUUUAACACACACGUCUCUCAAACGAAUACCGAUCAUCAAGUGUUUCCCCUAUUGACUCUCGUAUAAUAGCCACAUGUAAAAAUCAAAAAUAAAACCAACAACAAAUAGCGAUACUGAUACCGAAAGCAACUAAACCGAAACCGAGUGUAUACUAAAUACAUGCCCGUCUCUACCACUUAAGACCGCCAUCUGCCCUUUGCGUUGCCGUGCCGUGCCGUGCCGUGCCAUCCGUUGACACUUUUGUAUCUGGCUGUAUCCGUGUAUCUGUAUCUCAAUCUCAUUGACCAACUACCGCAAGCGCAAAUGCAAAUGUAAUCUGCAAAAUGCAAACUGCAAAAUGCAAUCUGCACACACCCGAAUCUCAGCUGAGCUCAACUCUUAAACGUUUAAUCCUCGAACUGCCUACGAAACCAAUCAACCUAUGUAUCAGCCAACCUGAAACAAAUCAACCAAGCAACCUAUCAACGGUCUACCGCAACUGGCAAACCAAAACGGCUUUAGUUUCUGUGUGAUUAAAAGAUUAGCCCAAAGAAAGCUCUCGCCCAGUCGAAAGUCGAAUAGCAACAUCAGCGCAGUAGCAACAGCAGCAGCGGCAGCAGCAGCAGCAACAACACCUGCAACAGCAGCAGCAGCAUGCUCAACUCGAAUGCCAGCAGUGGCAACUUGGGCAACGGCAACGGCAACAACAACAACAAUCAUGGGGGCAGCAGCCGUCGACCCUUUUCCCGCAACUCCUCGUCGAACCGCUCGCAUCGCGGCGGUGGGGGCGGACUGGGAGGUCGUAUGCUCUACUCGCCACACCCACAUCCGCACGCCCACGUCCAGCAGCAGCAGCAACAACAACAGCAACAGGGGCAGCAGCGGUCCGGCAACAACAACAACAAUAGCCUUUUACCUGGCCACAGUCCCUGGUGCAACGUCAAUUUGAACGGCGGCAACAGCAACAACAACAACAACGGUGGCAACAUCAACAACAACAGCAACAACAACAACAAUGUCAAUAACAAAGAUGCAAACCCAAAUUGCGAUGUACAAACAAGUAAUUCUAGCGGAACUUGUAUUUAUAACAAUAGCAAAGCGCAUCAUCAUCACAACAACAGCAACAACAAUGGUCACACUCAGAGCCACAGUCACACUAAUCACCCCCAUGCCCAUUCCCCACACCCACACCAAAGUCACCACCACCACCAGCAGCCCCAAAUGCACACCCAUCACCACCCGCAUUCGAGUCCACCCCAGCAGAAUAACAGUUACCGCCACAGUUACCCACCGCAUUCCCCGAACUCCCCACCACACAGCAACGGUCAUACCAACAGCAACACUAGCAAUCCGAGUAGUCAGCGUCCUCCUCAGCAGCCUUAUGGUAGUAGUACUAGUCCCCAUGCCAAUCCGAACCCAGGUUCCUAUCCCAGUUACUACGAGAUGUGUCCGGGAAGUGGUGGAUCUGGCACACAGACCCACACCUAUGGAUCCAUGUCCGUGUCCCUGGUGAGACUGAAUGCCGCCCGUUUGUGCCUAACGCUAGGUCCUGCCACGCCUCCACCCGCCCAGCGAGUAGUGUCCUUCAGUCCCCGCUCCCACUCCAAUUCCAGCUCCAACUCCCAAUCCAGUUCCAAUUCUCGAAGCUCCAGUGAUCGUGAUCAGUAUCAUUAUAACCCACCGCCAUUUGGUCAGAACCAUCAUCCCAGUCCACAUCAGUACCAGUACCAGUACCAUCCGCAACACCAGUACCAUCCAUUGCAUAACCCACAGCAACAGACUAAUCGCCAAUCCCUCCCGCUAACACGAACGAAUUCAAAUUCAAGCAACGCAACAACUUUCAAUUCAACCAAUCCAACAACAAAUAGUAAUCCUACUGAUGUUGUGAAUGUAAAUUCUUGUACCGAUAUAAUUCCUCAUGGGUCUUCUUCGUCUGCGUCUACGUCGUCGAUGCUGCCCCAACAACAACAUCAAAUUAAUAACGCAUCCGCACCCAUCAAUAGCCACAGCCAGGGACAGGGACCCGGCAACUCGCCCAAUCUUGGCCACAAUCACCAACGUGGCUACAACAACAACAAUGGAAACAACGGGAACAACAUCCGUGGUAUCGGGAAUGGAAUCGGUAAUGGUAAUGCCAACGGACCACCCGACUAUAUGAACUACCGACGUGGCCUAUGUCCGGCCUUAUCGCGGGACUACCCUGGGGGAAAUGGCAAUGGACACGGCCACAAUGGUCGUCGCUAUAUGUCCGAUCAUCCGAACAACCCCUCCUCAUCCAUGAACGGCCUCCUCAACUCCGGACACCACCAGCGCAACUACAACGAUAGGAACUUGAACAACCACUUUGGAAACUCUGACCAAGGCGGUCCAGACCAUCGGGAUCGAGCUGAGGGCUCUUCAUACAACUUUAUGCGUAACGGAGGUAGCGGAGGAGGCUAUGGUCGCAAUGGAUCGCACUACCAGCACAUGGCCUAUGGAAACAACAAUGGUGCCUCUACAUCCUCGGGCGGUGGUCCGGGGCUGAUGGGAGAACUUCCCUCGGGAUCGGGCCUGUCGGGCUCCUCGCUGUCGCUGAACAAUGGACCCGGAGGACCCAAUGGCCUCAACUCGGACAGUCCGUCGCGCAAGCGUCGUCGCAUCUCGGGAAGACCCCAGAACGGGUCGCAGCCCCAGCACCGCUGCCUGAUGACCCACAUGCAGCAGGGAAGUCCGCCGCUUCGACGUCCGCGUUUGCGUGAUGUGGCCACCUCCACGCAGCAGCAGCAACAGCAGCAAUAUGGCCAGCAGGUUCACCAUCCCCAGCAGCAGCAACAGCAGCAGCCGCCUUCUAACUACCACCCGAUGCACCACCAUCAACCCCAGCCCCACUAUGUCCCCCAGCAACAGGUGCCACCGCCGCAUGUCCAGCGUUCUCCGUGGGAUUUGGGCGGAGGAAGUGGAGGAAGCACCGGUGGAGCAACCUCGAGCAGCUCGGUGGGUCCCAUUUUGCAGCAGGUGCAGGCACCGCCGCAGCCACCGAGUCACCAGCAAGCGGUGGGCUAUCCGCCUGCACCACCGCAGCCCACCUCCCUGAUGGUGGACCUCAAUCUGAACCAGGUGCCCGUUAGCCUGCAGCUGCGUCCCUCGGAGCCCUUCUGGGCCUCCUUCUGCACGUAUCCCAUACCGGCGCAGGCUAGACUGGCACCCUGCCACCUGCAUGGUGUCUACACGCAGCCCUUCCCCACCGCCCCGCCUCCUGGACUGGCUGCUCCGCCGCUCCAGCAACAACAUCAGCCACUCAUACAGGCCCAGCAAAUGAUAGCCCAGGCCACGUUGACCGCCCAGCAGCAGCAGCGGGAUGUGGUGGCCAUUGCGACGGCCAAUCUGGGACCCAUCGAAGCACCCGGUGCCCAUGGCCAUCCGCAUGCCCAUCCCCAUGCUCAUCCGCAUGCCCACCAGCUGCCGCCGGGCAUUCACAUCACCCCGUUGAGCGGAGCAGCGGCUGCGGCCGCCACCCAUCACCUACAUUCCACGGCGGCAGCUGCAGCAGCCGUCGCCGCCCAGGCCAGCGCCCAGAUGUCCGCCGGCCCGCAGCAGAUCAUCAUCUCGUCGGACCGCCGCACAUUCCCGCCCCACCGCCGCAUCCCGCGCUUCUGGCCGGCGAACCAUGGCCACCGGCAUGUCCUGCCGCCCCAGUCGCUGGCCGCCCACCAGGCUCCGGUGCAGAUCCAGGCCACUUCGGGCAUCAUCAACCCCGGCUUCUUGCUGAACUUCCUUGCCAUGUUCCCGCUGUCGCCGUACAACCAACAUGACCUGAGCUCCGGGGACACCAAUGAGACGGAGAACUACGAGGCACUGCUCAGCCUGGCCGAGCGUUUGGGCGAGGCCAAGCCAAGGGGACUCACCCGCAACGAGAUCGAUCAGUUGCCCAGCUACAAGUUUAAUCCGGAGGUGCACAAUGGCGAUCAAUCAUCCUGUGUGGUGUGCAUGUGUGACUUUGAACUGCGCCAGUUGCUGCGCGUCCUGCCCUGCUCCCACGAAUUUCAUGCCAAGUGCGUGGAUAAAUGGCUGCGGUCGAAUCGCACCUGCCCGAUUUGCCGGGGCAACGCAUCCGACUACUUCGAUGCCGAUCAGCAGCAACAGGCGCAGGCACAGGCGGCAUCCGGAGCAGCGCGCCUGAGUGGCACUUCCGGAGGAAAUGGCGGAGUGGCGGGCACUUCCGCGGCAGCGUCCACCACCGCCAAUCCCCAGCAGAGCCAAGCGGCCUAAACCUUCGAUCGUCGUAUUCCACCACCACACUACACCUCCAGCUUUGGCUUUUCCGGGCGGUGAGUGGGCGAGGUGGAGGAGUUUUUUCGCGGUUGGAAGGAUGGGCCAGCGGCGG
Drosophila suzukii is the source of this 4560-nucleotide messenger RNA. It is a transcript of the gene mura, whose product is annotated as ring finger protein murashka. The record is from RefSeq and is a predicted model, not a curated record. Gene Ontology annotation, molecular function: ubiquitin protein ligase activity. NCBI's taxonomy places the organism in Eukaryota, Metazoa, Arthropoda, Insecta, Diptera, Drosophilidae. Gene Ontology annotation, biological process: protein ubiquitination.